CCAGAUGAAACUUUUGGUUGGAACUUGGAACUUUGGGUUAGUCGAUACUCAAGUUAUCAAUUGGGCUUAUUUUUUUUUCUUGACGGUCCAAAUUGUGAAGGCAGAUUAGAGGAUUGGACAUGGCAAUCCAAUCCAGAAGGUAGAAAAAGAGGAGAGAGAAAGUGGGGGAAACCAAAGUGGAAACGAGGAAGACGAGGGAAGAGAGGAUGGAAUUUCCAGCUAUCAAACCUAAGCACAAACUUCAACUCAAUUAUCUCAAAGGAAACGAUCUCAUCACUGUUCCAAAUUUCUUCACGUCUUCUGAGUCGAAGGCUUUUAUCAAAUCUGCUGAGUCACUUGGUUUCACGCACCAAGGGAGUCUUGGGCCAGCUAAAGGUGAAGCUUUUAGAGACAAUGAUCGAACCUCUGUGAAUGAUCCUAAUCUUGCUGAGAUAAUUUGGGAGUCAGGACUUGACAAAUUAUUUGAAGAUAUCAAAAUACGAGGGAGAGUUGCAGUUGGGCUUAAUCCAAAUAUCAGAUUCUACAGGUACAAGGUUGGUCAGCAUUUUGGGCGUCACAUUGAUGAAAGUGUUGAUCUUGGUGAUGGAAAGCUCACCCAUUAUACACUGCUAAUAUAUUUAAGUGGCAGUCCUCAAUCCAAAGGAAAAACUGAUCUGAAAAGCCUUGGUAACACAGAGCCCCUAGUUGGAGGUGAAACAGUCUUCUAUGGUUCAAGAAAUAGUGUGGUGGCUGAGGUGGCUCCUGUAGAGGGGAUGGCACUCGUCCAUAUCCAUGGAGACAAGUGUAUGUUGCAUGAAGCUCGGAAUGUCACCAAAGGGGUCAAGAUGGUGGUUGGCUAUGCUGAUGUCUGAUGAGACGUUAUUAUGGAUUUGUUUCAAGUUGUUCGCAUAGAUGAAAGAUGAGUAGAUCACAUAUAAAGAUUUAUGUAGUGGAGAAUGUGGCAAAAGGCUGAAUUGGACGCAAUAUAUUUUAAUACAAGCAGUUUCAGCCAACAUUAACAUUACCGGCAGUACGCUUAAAGAGGGUCAUGGUAGGGUUGGGGGUGGAGGGUUGGAUGUUCUGGUUGACCUUUGAUCCAAUAUGGAACGGCUGUUUCACAGUAAGCAUGAAGCACAAUCAAUUAAUGAGCCAUUUUAAUUUAGUCCAUUAUAAUCAAAGUGUAGAACAGAAAGCCUUGCCUCCAUUCCAGAUGAAGAACAGAACUUAGAGCCUUGAGAUGCUAAUAGGUACAUGUUUCUUGGAAAAUGAAUUUGAGCUGAUGAUCCAUAGGAUAUUCUGAGCGACACUGAGCAAGUAUUGGCAUGUUAGGCACGACUAGGUUAUAUGACAGGGACUAAGGAUAUAUCGGAGCAUCUGAGCUUCCCCUGGCUGCCUGCUAAGAUAACUAAAAUAUGUAAUGUUGCAACCUUAAUUUUGGUUUUCCUUCUAUAGAGAUGGUUUGAUUGAUAGAUACUAAAUGACAUUGCAUCUCUUCGAUUAAGUUGCUUUCUCAUCCUCCACAUUACUGGAUCUUUUUUUCUUGUUUUUCUGAGCUGCAGCGUGACUACUUUUGCAACUUGACCAUGCAUAUGAGUUUAAGGACCAAAUUUUUUUCAGAAUUUCCCUACAAACUUGAGUUUCCCCUGACUGCCUGCUAGAUAACUAAAAUAUGUAAUAUUGCAACCUUAAUUUUGGUUUUCCUUCUAUAGAGAUGGUAUAUUUGAUGGAUACUAAAUUACUUUGCAUCUCUUUGAUUCAGUUGCUUUCUAGUCCUCCACAGAACUGGAUCGUUUUUUCUUAUUUUUUCUGAGUUGCUACAUGACUUCAUUGGCUGACUUGACUGUGCAUUGAGUUUAAGGACCAUACCUUAUUUCAGUUUUUCCCAAC
Beta vulgaris subsp. vulgaris (sugar beet) is the source of this 1866-nucleotide messenger RNA. RefSeq lists its product as hypothetical. NCBI's taxonomy places the organism in Eukaryota, Viridiplantae, Streptophyta, Magnoliopsida, Caryophyllales, Amaranthaceae. Gene Ontology annotation, biological process: peptidyl-proline hydroxylation to 4-hydroxy-L-proline. Bases 207 to 851 code for a protein of 214 amino acids. The transcript is spliced from 5 exons. Gene Ontology annotation, cellular component: endoplasmic reticulum. Gene Ontology annotation, molecular function: procollagen-proline 4-dioxygenase activity; iron ion binding; L-ascorbic acid binding. The record is from RefSeq and is a predicted model, not a curated record.